Messenger RNA from Pocillopora meandrina, 15302 nucleotides. The record is from the annotation of a GenBank genome assembly. Lineage: Eukaryota; Metazoa; Cnidaria; Anthozoa; Scleractinia; Pocilloporidae.
AUGCUCGUAGCGUUUGCAGGGAAUGGCUUCCUCAUCUACAUCGUGUGGAAGAAACCUGAAGUCAGAUCACUGACAAGUUUUAUGUUCGUCAACAUGGCCAUCGCUGAUUUGCUUGUAACCCUGAUUGUGAUACCCUGGUCGAUUUCCAUAAUAUAUAAAGACGGUUUGUGGAUGAUCCCGGGAGUAUUUGGAAAAGUCAUGUGCAAAGGUGCUGUAUACACUGCCUAUGUCACCAUAACAGCAUCCGUCCUCUGCCUGACGUUCAUGGCGAUCGACAGGUACUAUGCCAUCGUUCAUCCCCUCCGCCGCCAUCUUUGGUUUCGAAAGCCUAAACUAACCGUCCCAUUUAUUUGGAUCGGGUCACUGGUCUCCAUGUCCAUUUUCCUUGUUAUUCAAACCGUAGAGGACUACAACAAUUCUUCCCAUUGCUUGCUAUCUGUUUACAUCUUGGGUGAUCCAGAUAGGGCUCUUCGAGGAAUAUACCUCUUCCUUUUCGUCCUCAACUAUCUCAUCCCCUUGGUCGUUAUUUCUUUCCUGUAUACUAUCACUGCAUGGAAUUUAUGGUUCCAUGUUACACCUGGAGUGAAUACUUUGAGAGGAGAUCGAGCGCAACUAGAAAGCUCUAAAAGAAGAGUGGUUCGGAUGCUCAUUAUUGUUACCUGUGCCUUUGCCCUUUGUUGGCUUCCACCACAAGUGGUCCACAUCAUGCACGUCAUUCACGCAUCUAAGGUUUACCUACAUAUACAGCCGAUUGUCAGCUUUGUGUGUUUUUGGUUUGGACACGCUAACAGUGCCGUUAACUCAUGGCUGUACAUUUUUCUGAGUACCAAGAUAAAUACGGCAUUUACCAGGGUCGUCAGUAGAAAAAGCAGCCGGUUGCCUUCAAGUCUCACCAUCAAAACAUCAGAUGCCGUCUUACCACCUGAAGAUGAAGCAAUCCAGAAUGAAUCAAGAAUAUAAUGCCUCUCAUAACAUGAAACUUUUAUUACUAAUUUUUAUUACUGGAACAAACACAGGAUGAAAUUGCAAGAAUCUGUAUACGGAAACGUGGCAGGAACAUGUUAAACCGUUCCGGAAACACGACGGAUAACCUGUGUUUCCGUUACCGGUUUCGUGACGUUUUCUCGCGUUUCCGUUGCUGCGUAUACAACGGAACCAGACCACUUUUACGUAAACAUAACGGAAACAUGGAGUUGCAUGUUUCCGCCACGUUUCCGAUUACGGAUUCAUGCAAUUUCGUCCUGUGAAAGGCACAUUUGGUUUUUCUAGUAUCACCUUGUUAUUGUUUCUUGCUGAAGUAGUCAUCAAAGCUUUAAGGUCUGCUUAAGUGUAAUCUUGGAGAGCUAACUAUAGGUUUUAUGUCUCAUUCAGUUGUGGAUUUUAAAGCGCCAAACACACUAGCCAAAGAUACCGGUUUAGUUAAUUUCUUUGCGAUACACAGAGCGUCAUUGCCUUCUUAGUUCCCGCCGGAUUGCUAUGUUCUGAAAGCCGCUCUUGUAGAUUAAAUUGUUGAGUACUGAUAAGUAAAUACAGGGAGAUUUUGGAUGCGACCUCCCUUUGAGAAGGCCUCAAUGGAAAAAGAGAGUGUUGUGAAGUGCUAUUACGAUUCAAGGAUUUUUGGUUAGCAUUCAAAGAUUGUAUCAGUCUUACCCCCUUACGAUACGUUUCAUUGUUGUCUUUCUCCUCUGGUUGUGCAAUUACUCGAACUUGAAAUUUUGUUUCUAAACUGGUCGUGUUGAGUACUUUAUUUUCAGUUUUUUAAAUUUGACACGUAAAAGUUUUAGCUGAUUAUUGUAUAGUCCUUGUGCGAGUCUUAUCAAGUUCAGAAGCCCGCAAGGUCGAACUCGUAAUUUUAACAUCAACAAUAGUUUGUGCUGACUCUAUUUAUGAGGCUUGUUUCUCGAACAAAGACGUUCGUCGGUGGUCAUGUUUGGGUGUGUUUAGUGAACUUGUAUAAAAAAUACAUUUGAUCGGGUCCGAAUUUUGAACAAGGGGUCAAACUCUGCAAAGACAGUCAACACAUUACCUACAUGUUCACUAAUAAGGUACUUUAGAGCGUGCACUACAGUGAGUAAAAGAGAGAUAUAAUUUGGUUAGCUACAGAAAAUGUAAUAAAGAAGAAAAGAACUAAGAGUCUUGGUGCCUCCUGUUAGUGUGGGCCUUCUCAGAAGCUAGUUUUCCCUGCCAUUGCAUCUUUACAGAAGGUUAUACAAUGGACAACUAACGAAGUUACUCAGACACCCAACAACUAGAAUGUUGCUAAAGUCGAAAUAAAAGUGAAGAAAGCUUUUAAGCAAAAAGAAGAGAUGCGAACAUAUUUUUACAUUGCAAUAAUACAUGGUUCUAAUAUUUUUCUUACUUAAGGGUAACACUGAAUUACCGAGGAAUCCGAACAAAAAAUUGUUUCAGUUGAUUUCCUAACCUUUGUUACCUAUUCUCUUCUUUUGUCUUUGUUCUUUUGAUUUUAUUUUUGGUAUAACAGGAAACGCAAAGUUACUGUGAUAGAGAUUCAGUUAAAAAAAAAAAAACAAAAAAAAAAAACGUGCACAUAUUAAUAUAACGAUGGUGGAGUGUUAACAGGGUCACCUUCAGCCUCACUCCAAAUCAAAGGCUUGGUAACCAAGUACACAACUGUAAAAUUGCCUAUUCAAAGGGAAAUAGAUCGUCUAGAAAUCCUGAAAGACUGCGAACGUUGUGGAAAUGCAUAAUAAAGUACCGUAUUGAUAAGGUAAAUAACACAAUUAUUAGGUCAUUUAAUUCAGCAUCCCGCUGCAUGAUCCUUCACGAUGAAGGUUUAUGCCGAAAAGUGGGUCAUUCGCUCUGAUGCCUGAUCAUCUCCAAUACAUAAUUUGCGAAGUUAUGCUAUACAGAUACGGCACGUCUCGAUGAAUCAAUUUCUCCCUUUGGUAUUGUUUGGUUGAGUGGCGUGAAAUACACGUGUUUUGCAUACAUUUUGGUGGCUUAUCAGUAACAUAAACCGCACAAACUGAGUUAGAGUGUCGUCACUGUUCUCGAAAUAAACCGUUUUUCGUUGCAGUAAACACCAGCAAAAACCAGAUGAUUUUUGGUGCAGGAGAAAUCCUCCAGGAAAGAACCAUGUGGUAAAUUUAUUUCCAAGGCCGCCAAAAAUGCUGGAGUACGUGGCAGAGUCAUUGACCACUUGUACGGAUUUCGUCCAUCUCACGCCUCCUUUCAAUGCAAGAUGGAGAUACCUCAGAAAAUUUUGUUGCUCUAUAACAUAAGUACUAACUGUAAGUACUAACAUGUUUUUUCUGCUCAAUUUAUGGCUCCUGCGCACUUUGUGCUUGGGCCAUAAAUCCGAGCGAAAAAAACUCGUUCUGUUACAUGCAGUGCAGCCCUCGAACUCGGUUAGUAAGAGGUAUCUCGUGCUCUCCAAACUUCCCGCGUACAUCCAUACCUGGCAUGGACCAAUUCUUUAUGAAUCUGACAGUUUUAAACAUCCUGUUUACGACGGUGAUCGAUAUUUUUUUCGUUGAGGUCAAUUCUGUCUUUAAGUAAGUAUCCUGAGAAAGAUAGUUAGGAAGUCUAUCAUAAAAAUUUGUCGAAACGUCCACAGAUAGAGAGACAAGCGAAGCAACUGCGUCAAUAUUCACCUUUAAUGAAAAAACCCUGAGAAAUCAGUCACAUUUGAAAAAAUUAAAUUAGUGCAGUCCUUUGGUUUUUCUACCUCUGCCAGACAAUGGUUUUUCUCGUACUUAACCAAUCGUUCUCAAAGUGUUUUUGUUAAUGGGAUAGUUUAAGAGCCUCAAAAAAUCGACUAGGGUAGCGCUUUAGGGCCCUUGCUCUUUAUAAUGUAUAUUAAUGACAUCCCAUGUGGUUAGAUAUUCUAAUGUUGAGCAAUAUGAUGAUGAUACGCUUCUUUACUUUGCUAGUGAUGAUGUUAACAUCAUUGAGUCCAAUCUGUCAUCUGAUUUAGAUAGUGUUACUCAGUGGCUUAGUGCUAAUUACAUAAAAUACUCAACUCUAUCAAAUCUAAAAUAAUGCUUGUGGGUACCCAUCAAAGGCUUGCCUCUAAGUCGUUCUCCAUAUCAUCUAACGGCCGAGACUUAGAGAGAUUAGAAAGGUUUAAAUAUCUCGGGGUUUUUAUGGACCCAACACUUUCUUUGAAGUCCCACAUUAAUAACUUGGGAAAGAAGAUCUCUUCUAGAUUAGGAAUGUUGCGUAGAGCACGAAAGAUCUUGCCUCAGUCAUCCUGUAUCAUUUUGUACAACGCAAUGAUACUCCCCCUUUUUGAGUAUUGCUCAGUUGUAUGGGAUAGUUCUGGGGCUAUAUCUAAAUGGUAUCUUGAUAAACUUAAUGGGCGUGUGGCGAGUAUUAUCUUAAAUAGGGCUGUGAGUGAAACAGAUAUUAUUCGUAUUCUUGGUUGGCCUAACCUUCAGUCUUGUAGAGACUAUCUUAAAUGCAUGCUGGUUUUCAAAUCUACGAACGGCUUAGCACCUUCCUACCUAUUGAGUGAUUUUACUCGAGCUAAGAAAUAUCAUACAUAUAAUACCAGGCACAGGGAUUUGAUUCGUCUUCCUUUGCCCAAAAGCACUAAAUAUCAAGGCAGUUUUAGAUAUAAUGGUGGGUGCACUUUUAAUAAUCUGCCCAAAGCAAUAAGAUCGCUGGAAAGCCCUAAAACUUUUAAAACUGAGUGAAAGCGGUUUUUUAAACAGAUUUAAUUAGUUAUGUAGACUUUGCAUGUAUUUUCUCCGAUAAGUUUUACUUUUGUCUGUCAAUUUUGAGUAAGUUUGUAUUGUCAAAUUUUGUUUUUGCAGGGCUCUCUUUAAACUAGCUAUGCUAAAUGUGAUGUCCCUGUUUAAAUAUUGUUUAAAUAAAAUAAAUAAAUAAAUAAAACGCUUUAUUAUAACAUAGCGUGGGUGCUUGCUUGAGGUCAACUCUGUCUUUAAGUAAGUAUCCUGAGAAAGAUAGUAAGUUUAUCAUACAAAUUUGUCGAAACGUCCACAGAUCGAGAGAUAAGCGAAGCAACUACGUCUGCAUUCACCUUUAAUGAGAAAACCCCGAGAAAUCAGUCACAUUUGAAAACGCUUUAUUAUAACAUAGCGUGCGUGCUUGCCCUAUAUAAGUCCUAUUGAGCUGCUAUGAACAAAAUCUUUAUUUACGCAUGCCCGUACGUAAAUAAGAUGACGUGAGCGUUUUUUUUACUUGGCUUCAGAGUUUCCGUCCUUUAAUUGGGAAUUUACUAAAACCAAAACAAUCACAAUUGCACUUUAUCACAAUAAAAGGCUUCUUCUCGCAGAUCCUUGUUGUCACUCUGUUUUCUAUAAAAAAAAUUUGCUCAUGCUUUUAGCUGCGCGUAUAUCGAGUUAUGGAUGCACUUGAGAUAAUAAUGUAACGUCAGAAGACUCGUGUUCUUCUAGUUUAUUGUUAUGUUUAGAUCUAGAUUUGAUGCGCUAUAGUGUACUGCACCAUUACCUAAAAAUAAAAAUUUGGUCAUCAUCAACUAUAACUGCCGUCGUCUCCAUUUAGGGCAGCAGAGGUUUUCAUAUGUCAGACACGUCACCCAAAGUGUAGGCGGUAGAUAUAAUCCAAUGAUCAACAGUCAUUGUUAAUAUGUGUUUUGGCGUUCGAAUUAACAAAAUAUUCAUUUAGUUUGGGUUUCCUCAUUUCUUGUUUACAAAGUGUUAUCCAUCUGAAAUGUAAAUUUUAAGGAAAUUUUUUACUUUAAUUUUUCAUAAGGAAGAGACUUUUAUCAUUCUAUUUUGUGAUCAGCAUUUGUCAUGUUCUGCUUGCAUUUAAAUACUACUCUGAAUCAAGUGAAGUCUCCAGAAUCACGUUUUAAUCUAAACUAUGAUGGAACUUGUAAAAUAAUAAUCGAAGGCCAUCUUAGAUUAAAAAUUUGAAAUACGUCUUCGGGUCAGUGAAAAUAACAAAAUCUUUACAUUUAGGAUUUAUUUGGCAAGGAAAUUGGGGAUUUAAGAUCCAGGACUGUAAAUAUUAUAAAUGAAGGAGGAGACAAGAUAUGGGAGUUUCUUCAGUUGGAUUCGAAAAGACCGAUCGAAAAGCUAGAAAAGACACCCACUGUAAUCCGCUGUAACAAUAAAUUAACCAUGCAAACAUAUUUUCCAAAAUUCUGAUCACAAGAAAGUCUUAACGAAAACCGUGUUCUCACGCAAUACAUACGAAAUAAUAAAUGAUAAAAAAUUGAACAUUUCUCAGUUAUCUUGAAAACCGAUAAGUCUUUAAAAAAUAUCCACAGUGAUAGCGUAGGCAUUCUGCACGCAAAAAAAAGUAGCAUAUAAAAAGUAAACAUAUUUUCAGUAAUUUUUAUGAAAAAAAAAAUUACGGUAUGUUACCACACAAUCAAAACAAAAUAGGAAAAAAGAUUAAAAAUGAAACAAUUUGAAUUGACGUAAUUCGAAAUUGAAACUGUAAAAAUUUGAAAGAAAGAUGUGAUCAAGGUGUUUUGGUUGAAUUUUACGCAGCGAUCACCAUGCUUGAAUCUUUACGCAUCGUGGAUUCACUGUACGGCCUCUUUUUGAAGUUAGCAACAUUUAAAAAGUGCAAGAGAAACUAAAAACAGGUUUUUAAAACAUUAUGAGUGGAAGACACAUUUGAUAUUGGUAAUUUUCAGCUAUUUAUUUAGGAUCGUGUGUGUGAUAUUUAGAACUAUCCUGUCAAUGUUGCCUCAUCAGCGCGUCGAAAGUGUCUCGAAUCGGGAGAUUGUUUAAGGCAGAAGAUGUUUUAAUUUAGAAAUAUUUACUUUCCUUUCUCAAGGUAUUACUUUUCGUCAUUUUCCAUCACUUGCCGUUAGAUGACAAACCAGGUUUUAAGAGAAGAGGACAAUAGGAUUGGUUCCGUACUGCAUGCAGUCGACUUUUUACUCUUUUGAUUACACUGAAAAAAAAAAAAAAAAAAAAAAAAAACGGAAAAAACCUGAAGAACUAAGGUACGAGUCCUCGCCUGGUUAUAAUAAUAUAAUAUUUCCUAGGCCCCGCCUUCGUGAAAAAUGGCUUCAAUCUUUUUCCAGAAACGUUUUUGACUGAUUUAUGCGUCCGAUGCAGAUGUUAUCAGACGUUAUAAUUUGCAUAUGUUGGGACGAGAGGAAAUAAAUUUGUAUAUGGUCGGUGCCAACAACAGCAAUUCGUAAUUUCAAGUUUUCCACAUGUUCGUGGAUGAGACGAAAGUUGUAAGAACAAAAACGUGCCACACGAAGCAUAGCCUAGUGGGAAACUGUGAGUUACUACUGAAGAGACCCACGGCAAUAUUUAUUUGCUUAAAUAUUGAUUAUCGGGAUGCCGACGAGGAGUCUGUCCUUCAAUUGAACAUUAGUAAAAACUAAUCCAAAUGAGUGUGAUUUAUCUUGUUAUACAAAGCUAUGGCGGAGUAUAGCGAGUGUUUAUCAGGUGUAUAACUUAACAGAAAAAGCAGUCAGACAUAAGUUUCUCUCGUAUUUUUGUUUUCUUUUGUACCUAUGCCCUCUGGGUAAAGAUCGCCAAACUGGCUUUACGAAACUGCUCGAAUUUAUUGAAGAAAAGGAGGUAAACUUUUUUAGCAAAAAGUUUCAAAUUUCAGUUGUUUCUAGUAAUUAUUACGGAAAUGCUAGAUGAUGGAGGAAUUAGGUGAAGUUUCUUUAAAUUAAAAAGAGUGUGAUAAAUGAAUGAAAUUGAAAUAUUUCGUUAAAAAUUCCGAGUCAGUUGAUGAUAAUGAAAGAAAAUACCCCGACUUUUCUGACUUGUCUCGUUAUUUUUCUAUCUGAAGUUCAUAGUUAUUACCAAUCAAGCUUUCAGAGCAGCGAAUAAUUUUGUAAGUAUCCGAAAUCGGUCGGGUGUUCGGUCACACUUUAAGAGGUUGGCUUGCGGAAUCUCUAGAGUUAGUUACAUCACGUACAACCUUUCCAUAUAAAAUUACAAUUUGAAACCUGUUAAUUUUGAUGGUUUUAUUAAUUGUUAUCGGCUUAACGCUUCUGAAAGUCGUGAUAAUAAAAUUAUCUUUUAUCUGUUUUUAUUUUUUUAGCAUGAAAAGUAAGACACGUGCAUUGUGUCUGAUCACAGUUUCUCUACUCACCAAGCCUCCAUGACCUUCAAAACAUAAAAUGUCAUUUUGUCAAUGGGCAGCUAGCUGUGGGUUCGUUUUUUGUUCGGAUCCAGUAGAGAAGUGAUUUGGCCUCUGAAAAAUUCAAGUAUUUGCGAGACUUCUUGGAAACUUCAAAUUUCUUAAUCUACAGAUUAACAUUAAAUAUUGGGAAUUUUGGAUCAAAUGCAUCUAUUAAUGAUGCAUGACACAAAAAGAUGGAUAACAUGGAGAUGUAAAGUGUGAAAAAAGUGGGAUGAUAUCUCUGUAUAAAUUCCGUCUCUAUGCUUUUCUUUUGUUCUGAAAAACCAGAAGAGUCGUCGUUACGGACAUAAAUGCAAUGUUUGUUUUUCCAAACCAAUGUAUAUCAGAGUUGUAAUCCUUUUAAGGUCUUUUAACCCUCCUAAUUUCGCUUAGUUAAAAAUUGAUCACGUAGGCAUCGUCGUUUGAUACAAGCACUUUGAUCGUCGCUUGAUAAUACAAGCCCUUUUCCUUCGUACGGUUCAACCGUACCUGCAAUUUCCAGACAUAAAUUCGUUACUAUAAGUUGUUAUAUAGACCUAAGACUGCACAUUAAAUGACUAUUCCUCGUUCUUUCAUCCAAGCCAACCGAGCCACCACAUAUUUAGACCUAAGACUUAACAUGCACAUCCAUUAAUCCUCGUUCUUAGAUAGAUACACUCGACUCCCUUUAUUGCGGACAACCUCGGGGGAGAUUUUGUGUCCGUAAUAGCGAGAGUUCGUAAUAGCGGGGUACUAGAGAAAAUAAGUUAUUUGGUCUCUAAACCUAUGAAAUAAUAUGUAAGUACGCAAGUAUAAAGUUUCUAACGUGGCCUCACGAAACGGAUAAAGAUUCGGCCGCAAGCAGGAAAUUCUCAUGUUCGCAGCCAAUUGAAGAAUGGUUUCUGUAUUUUCUUUUAUCGUAAUGUCGCUUUGCAUUAUGUAAGUCAGGAUUUUGGACGAAGUACUUAAGUGUCCGCUAUAGAGAGAGAAAAGACAAGUGCCAUGUUUCGCUGGGUGGCAUGAAAGUGUCCGCAUUUCAGUAAUAGCCUGAGUCCGUAGUAAAAACGGGAGUUUAAUUCAGUCAUGUCCUUGCAAUGGCGAGGUGUCUGCAGGGCGAGAGUCAACUGCAAAUUUUCCAUCAAGAUUGGCCCUGUAUUGUGCAGAUGCUCCUAUUAUUUUACUUAAGCGGCGUUGGUAGAUGAUUUGGUUUGAUGAUAGUGUAGAGUGACAGCUUUGAAUCAGUAUGUUCGUCAUCGAACUAAACGUUCUACUUCUCAAACCAGCGAGUGCACCAGUCAAACCAGUUCGAGUUGUCAACUGAUCGAAGGGAGACUACACUCAGCUAACUUGCUAUUGUCAAAAAAUCAAACUUUGCUUACAAACGGAAUUUGUUAUCUAGUGUAAUAACAAAUCGAGUCAGAGUGGACGUGAUUGUCUGUGUUUGGUCGAGGCUAGUACAAAGUCUAGAGUUCCAUUCACUAGGGCCCGUCUCUUUACCAAUUACUGUCAUCUCGCUAGCGCAGAGAGGCGGACUUUGUACAGUUGUCAAUUUCACUUGAGCUUAAAGUGUCUUCUCACGCGUUGUCUUGUUUCCUAUCAGAUCCAUCACAUAUAAAUUACACAUGCCCGUGAAGAGUCUGAGAUUUAAUUAAUCAUAAAAUCAAAAUGAUAUCGCAGAUGAGUUACAAAUCGGGACUAAAUUACGAAUGAUCUUUGCGUAGAUCGACGGUGGACUGUUGUUGGUUGUCUAUAGUCAAGAGAGUCUGUGGGUAAGUCACCAUCUAUUAUUUUCCAUGAAUUUAUUUUUAAGUUUCUUAAAGAAAAAUGUCUGUUGUCUCAGCUAACGACCAAACGGCUAGAGAUCGCAGCCCUGUGCGUGAUUUGCGCGGCUUUGUCUGUUUUCGUGAGAGUCGUUUUGUUACCUGUGUUGAUAAACCUCUGUCAUUUCAACACUGCACGGCCACAACUUUGUGCUUUUUUAAAACUAUUUCUUGUGUCUCUACCAUGGCUAGAAGCUCCCCCAGUUUCGUUUACCAUAGCACAGUAAGAACAAAAUCCGCGACUCAGAGCAGCCCCUCUGCAACAACUUCCGCUAGCUUGCCAAUGAACUAACUAUACAAUAAUAGGGGUAUCCUGCUCGAAUCUCCGACUUAACAAGUACACAGAUCGUGAAGGGGUGUCCAGGUCAGUUUUAUUAUCAUCCACGUGGGCAUCGUCGCUUUACGCUUUUCAUCGCACGGUUCAACUUGUUUGCUCAGCCAUAAUGUCACAUGAGAUAAGCGUUAUUUCAUUUAUCGAGCUCCAGUGACUAUCACACAGUACUUUUAAAACUCAAACCUCUCCCCUCUGUGCUCAUUUUUGCUAACAUUUUAAACUGAAUGAACUAGACAGCCACAGGGCUCUACGCAAAAAUACACUGAACGUGAUUCAGUUGUGGAUGGUAAGUGAUGUAAGCCUCAUUCGUUUAAUGUAAUUUGAUGCAAGCAGGAGCCUUAAAUGCCGUAGGUAAGUUUCUUGAUGAUUUUUAUACCAUGAGCUUCUCUUAUGUGGAAAUGAAAAUGUCGCUGACGAUAGUUGAAAUAUGGUUUAGUUUCUCAGCCCGAUUUUCUUGUUAUGAGGUCUACUUCCUGAUACUGCAAUGAUUCCUCAAUGAUACAAAUGCUACAUUCAAGAAAACGAUUCACAUGCCGCUCUAACUACGGAGACUUAAAAGCUGAGUUUGUGCUUAUGUUCCAAGUUUACUCCAACACUUACUCAACCAUACGAGUAUUAGCGGCGAAGGGCCAAACUGGCGCAAUAUGCUAAAGAUCCUAUGUCAAUUUGCAUAUGAACGAAAGAGUGUUCAUGCAGAAUUUUUUUUUUACUGAAUUAGCUUUUGUUCUCGCCAAGUUUUCUCUCUUGCGCCUGAACGAAAACGAAAGAAACUUUCCGUACGUUUUUGUCAAAAAAGCUGAAGAUAAAUAAUUGGGUGGUCCUAUUUCGCAGAUGCUGGUUUUGAGAUAAUUUUUUCAAAAAGCACUUCCUAUACUUAUUAUAUAGCGCCACGCAAAAAAAUUUAUUCUGGCUGCUUCUUUUAAUAUCAAUGCGAGAUGAUCUUAACCAAAACUGAAAAAAAAGGCUGUAUUCCUAAACUUAAAUUUUUAGAAAAUGUAAAGCUGCAAAGCGCCGCGUCAAAGCGCUAUUCUUAUCCCCUGUCAAUCCACCAUCCAUCAAACAUAAAUUGAACUGUUUUAUUAACAGUUGGGCUGAUAGAGACUCGUGAGGAAAUGAAGAAACUGCAUCUUUAAACAUAAAGGCCAAAGUUGACUACAGAUUCAUGAAGUCAAAUUGAAGAAAUAACCAUAGAAAACUAUAUCAACUAAUUCAUGAAAGAGAGCUUUUCGUUUUUGCUCUAUUAAACAAGUAUUUUUUCGGGCGCUGUCUUGAGGGGCGUUUAACUACCGCGUUUUAUCGAAAGACAAAAUCGGCAAGUCGAUGUCGGAUUUCAAUUGAUAAAAAUAAAUAUCAGGCAAAGAAAAUUUUAUAUGAAUUUAAAGUUUUGGUUCUGGCGCGGACUUUACUCCUGUGGUUGCUUCGCUUCGAGCAUAUAUUCUUCUAAAAUUAAAGUUAAUUCAUCUGUCAUUUCAGCAUGACAGAUGAUUAUCACGGAUCUGUCAAAAAUACGUGGGAUCAUUUGCAUGCAAUUUAACUUCGAUAGGAGGGCUAUGAGGUAAAAAUAAAAUUGACCAGAAGGCCAUGACGGAAUUUUGACUUUAAAAUUAUCCGAAAUGUGAUCUGUGCUUUCCAUGAUUAUGCAGGCUAUGAAAAUACAGCGUAAGAAAGCACAUUAAUAAGGAAUUUGUCUCCACUUUCUAAAUAACAAGUCUUGCGUUGCGAGACGCCAUUGACUUAAAGCUAAAUCAUCAUUUUCUUAUGAAACUAAAUUGCGUGUUAUUUGCACGGUGCAUUAUUUUUUGUCGAACUAAGAGAGCCCAAUGAAGGUCUGUGAUUGAUUCACAGCUGUUCAUGAUCAAGAACAAACUGACCAUUUCACAAGGAAGUAAAAUGACAUACAUAGAACAUAAUUUCGCAAUUUCCCCAGAUUUCCUUCACUUUCCUACAUUUUCCUAAAUUAAAAUUGUUUAUUCCACCGAAGGCAACUUUCUCUCUGGUUCGUCACCUGGUUCGUGAGACCACUUGGCUAAUUAUUCACUAAAAUGAGUUUUAAAAUACGGAGCACCUGCCUUAAGACUCGCGAGAAAGUUCAAAAUCUCCCUUUUGAGUUAAUUUUGAAUUUCCGCACGUAAAGAGGGUUUCAUUUUUGUUUGUUUGUUUUUUAUACUCAAGUUUAUGAAUUAAAAUCAACGAGGAGAUCUAAAGAAAAAGUGGGAUUAUUUAUAGGAACUAUCUGUAAAUGACAUGACUUUCAAAGCGGAAGACUUAAGCCCGCGUUGUAGGUGCUUUGACAAUUGAUAUGAGGAAUGUUGGAUUUGAGAUCAAUUUGAGGACUCCCACACUCAAACAUUUAUGUCUGAUAUUUCUGUCCAGCUGUCCAGAAGAGAUGCGACCGAGAACCGCAUUAAUAUUCAUAGCAAAUCAUUUUGAAAUGGUUAAAAAAAGGGAGGGAUCAGGAAUAAGCUCUUUAGUUCAGCAGGGUUCAUCAGUCUCGGGCCAUUGAAUUCUCAAAACGUUGGACAGGAGAAGCAACCUUAUCGAUCUCCAAAGGUUUACCGUGUUUCUUAUUUCAGAUCAACCUGAAAAAACGCUUGGAUCAGUGCGGUUGAGAUGUUUUUUUUCCUUUUUUUUAAUCUUCCUUUAGUACUGAGAGGCUACAAGUCUGUUUGCUGACAGCGGACUUCAGUGCAUUCUAUCGCAGGUACGUUCAACUGCCAUGAGACGUUCAACGCUUCUUAACUCACAACAAUUUGGACGGAAACAAGUUGACUUUGUAGGGCGAAUAUAUAGGCAGAUCGAUUUUCUGUUUCCAAACUAAUUCUAACAACGUUACAGUCCAUCAAAAAUAAUUAUAUACAUGCGCCAUCGGUGUCUUCAAUAAGAUAUCAUACAUUGUUAUCGCUUCCUUCUGAUAAUUUUUCUGAUAAUUUUCGUUAUUGGUAUUAUGCGUACAAAUGAAGGAACCGUGCAGAAAAUUGAAAAUAGUAAAAAAAAAACUGUUUCUGAAAGUUAUCUUUAUUCAUCGGGACGGAAAACGACAAAUAAGAAGAUGACAAAUUAGAAACGCUUUCGUCAUAAAGGCAAACCAACAACGAAGACCAGUAUUUAUAUAUUUUAAGGAUGAGAAUACUUAAUACAUCUAUGCAGAAAUGCUUAACCAUGACUUCAUUACUAAGAUCACACAGAUCACGGUGCAUGAAAGGAACGGAGUUUUAGACGAGCUCUCAGAGAAUUCCAAAAAAGUACGCUAUUUUAAGACUUGUGUAUGUACGUGGGUUAUUGAGCUCUUCCCUCAAUGGCUCGUCUUAAUGCACGGGCUUUUAGCACGCACUAUUUAUUAGAAGCACAUUUUUUCAUGGUAAACUCAAACGAUGGAAUUAAAACAGAAGCAAAUAUUGAUUACGAUAUGGAUACUGGAGAACCCUGAAUGCCUGCGAUCAGUGGCCGAUCGAUAUAACAUUACAAAAUCGAUUUUAUUUCGUGUUUGUCGCAGAAUUUGUGGAGGAUUGCCAACAAUCUUUCCGGUCAAUAUAUGAGGUACCUACUAGUUUGAAAUUGAGCACCGCUGGGAAAAAUGAUUAAUUUCGGAUCCUUCGCCUAAAGGAACGCGUUGGAUCAGUGAUCCAAUGAUCCGUAUUUAGAUCACGCAGAUCAGUGAACCGACGAAUACUUGUCCAGAGUGGAUUUGAUAGAUCACUGAUCUGAAAAUGGAUUUGCUCGAAAGGAACGCCACAGAUCAGAAAUCCUGAUCCAGAUUCUCCCAAAGGAACGCACCCUAGGAUCUUUUCACUGGGGUUAUUCAUGGAGAAAAUCAAAAUGUCCUGCUGUAUUCCUUUUCCUGUUUCCAGUAUUUCCGUUCCAGUUCACAGCUUCAGUGGCGUCCCGAAAUAUCAUCGACUCAACCUAAGUGAACUUUGUUUUAAAAAAAAAAAAUUUAAAUGUUUUUGUUUCCUUUGAAUUUACAAUCGAUUCCUCUCACCACAUCCCAGGUUGGUAUCGAAUAAGAUUUUAGGGGGGCUAUGAGUGUUCCCUUUACUGAUUAUUUAUUCAGUAAUAACAGUCUUAUCCUAUUAAACUUUAGCAACAGAAAAAAACAGGAACUAAAGAUGAAACCAGAUACCGAGUGGAUUGUUUUGACAGUCCUCUACGCCAUCACGAUGCUCGUAGCGUUUACAGGGAAUAGUUUCCUCAUCUACAUCGUGUGGAAGAAGCCUGAAGUUAGAUCACUGACAAGCUUUAUGUUCGUCAACAUGGCCAUCGCUGAUUUGCUAGUAACCUUGGUAGUGAUGCCCUGGUCAAUUUCCACAAUAUAUACAAGUGGUUUAUGGAUGAUCCCGGGAGUAUUUGGAAAAGUCAUGUGCAAAGGUGUUGUAUACAUUGCUUAUGUCACUUUAACAGCAUCCAUCCUCUGCCUGACGUUCAUGGCGAUCGACAGGUACUAUGCCAUCGUUCAUCCCCUCCGUCGCCAUCUUUGGUUUCGAAAGCCUAAACUAACCGUUCCAUUUAUUUGGAUCGCGUCACUAGUCUCCAUGUCCAUUUUCCUUGUUAUUCAAACUGUGGAGGACUACAAUAAUUCUUCCUAUUGCAUGCUAUCUGUUUACAUCUUGGGUGAUCCCGAUAGGGCUCUUCGAGGAAUAUACCUCCUCCUUUUCGUCGUCAACUAUUUCAUCCCCUUGGCCGUUAUUUCUUGCCUGUAUACUAUCACUGCAUGGAAUUUAUGGUUUCAUGUUGCACCUGGAGUAAAUACUUUGAGAGGAAAUCGAGCGCAACUCGAAACCUCCAAGAGGAGAGUGGUUCGGAUGCUCGUUAUUGUUACCUGUGCCUUUGCCCUUUGUUGGCUCCCGCCACAAGUAGUCCACAUGAUGAUCGUCAUUCGCGCAUCAAAGUUUCAGCUACAGCCGAUUGUCAGCUUUGUGUGUUUCUGGUUUGGACACGCCAACAGUGCCGUUAACCCAUGGCUGUACAUUUUUCUGAGCACCAAGAUAAACACAGCAUUUACUAGGAUCGUCAGUAGAAAAAGCAGCCGGUUGCCUUCAAGUCUCACCAUCAAAACAUCAGAUGCCGUCUUACCACCUGAAGAUGAAGCAAUCCAGAAAGAAUCAACGAUAUAA